CAAGCUGCUGUGUGAUUAUUGUUGACAUUCUGCCAUACAGGUCUGCCCGUGCGGAGAGAAAUAAGAGCUUAACACCACCGCUUUGAGACCAUGCACUCAAAGAGCAAACCAGUGUAAUGUCUUUAUUUGCGGUCUCUUAUAUUAGCCAACGAACAAAUCCGUCAGUUGCACAGGUGCUGCACCUCUCGGAAUGAAAGAUGCUGCUCUCUCUGGGGAUGCUGAUGCUGUCUGCCACCCAGAUCUACACCAUCUUCACUGUGCAGCUCUUCGCUUUCCUCAACCUGCUGCCUGUGGAGGCUGACAUUUCCGCUUACUCAUUCGACAACAAAACGGAGACCUUCGAUGACCUGCCAGCACGGUUUGGGUACAGACUCCCCAGCGAGGGACUGAAGGGUUUCCUGAUCGGGGCCAGGCCCGAGAACGCCUGCGAGCCCAUCGACCCGCCCCCGCAGAGGGACAACGUGAGCAGCGCCUUCAUUGUGCUCAUCAAGCGCUUCGACUGCAACUUCGACGUCAAGGUUCUGAACGCCCAGAAGGCUGGAUACAAGGCGGCCAUUGUUCACAAUGUGGACUCUGAUGACUUAAUCAGCAUGGGAUCCAAUGACUUGGAUGUCCUGAAGCAAAUAGACAUUCCAUCAGUGUUUGUGGGUGAGGAGACAGCCAACUCCCUGAAAGAAGACUACACAUAUGAGAAAGGUGGCCACGUUAUCCUGAUGCCCGACUUCAGCCUGCCACUGGAGUACUACCUGAUCCCGUUCCUCAUCAUCGUGGGAAUCUGCCUCAUCCUCAUCGUCGUUUUCAUGAUCACCAAGUGUGUACAGGACAGACACAGGGCCAGGAGGAGCCGUCUGCGCAAGGACCAGCUGAAGAAGCUGCCCAUUCAUAAAUACAAGAAAGGCGAUGCCUAUGACGUAUGUGCCAUUUGUCUGGAUGAAUAUGAGGAAGGAGACAAGCUCCGGGUCCUGCCCUGCUCUCACGCGUACCACUGUAAGUGCGUGGACCCCUGGCUGACGAAGACGAAGAAGACGUGCCCGGUGUGCAAGCAGAAGGUGGUGCCGUCCCAGGGGGACUCCGACUCGGACACGGACGACAGCAGCCACGAGGACAACGAGGACGACAUGUCGGAGAACACCCCGCUGCUCCGCUCGCUGGCCUCCACCAGCGCCCACUCCUUCGGCACCAUGUCCGGCUCGCUGUCCCACCACGAGCAGGACGCCGAGUCCUCCGAGUACGAGGACGAGGAUGAGAUGGAGAGUGACAGUGACAGCGAGGAGGAGGAGGUCACCGUGGAGACGGUGGUGGUGCAGCUGCAGCAGAGCUGCUCCGGGAGGGGAGAUCCCAACGCCUGACGCCGCCGCCCGCUCACCCGGCGGCCGGCCGAGAGAGCGCAGCGCCGGAUAGAUUCUUCAUUAUCUUUCCCCCGUUGCGCUGCACAUCCUAACACUUGUACAUAUCACAACCUGACACAGGCAGAUUCUGUGCACCCAGUAAUAGGUGUUCCGGUGUCGUACGGUCUUCAGUGUACCGAGGACACUGGUUUCAUGUGUGCAGACUUUAAGAGUGGGCAAAGUACAUGUCGUGCACUUAUGUCGUGUCUGAAGGAAUGAACUUUGUGGAGCUAGUAUCAGGUGCCCUUUGAGGGUCUUUAGGCUGGGGUACUCUAUUCACUGUGAAACGACGUUGAUAUUGCUGAGCUGAGUACAUGCCACGCUUGUCAUACAUUUUUAAGGAAAGCAACAUGUAUAUAUGAUGUAUAGAUCACAAUAUAAAUAUCAAGUCCUCAAACGUAACACUUUCUUUUUAGCCUCAGCUGUAUCUGUAUGGCUCUGCAUCAGAAGAUGGGGCAAGCUUUAGAUGCCCUGGGGAAGGUGUAUCACUUAUAUAGAAUGGCUGUGCAAGUCUUAAUCAAAUACUAUGCAGCCUUUUUGUUAAACUUUAGAAAGUAAUUUGACACACUUUAAACUGGAACCAGGGACAGACAGGAAGUAUACACUGUUUUGUUCGCAUGUGGAAAGGUAAUGUAAUCAAACUCGUCUUUGGGAUGCCACCAGCUAGGAGAAAGAAUGCACUGUGUGCGUUUCAUAAUAAGUUGAUCUCAUGGAAACUUUAGUAGUGAGCAGGCUGGAUUUUUAUUGGUUUUCCAAGCCACACAUCCUUAAUGCUCGAGACUGGCCGGUAUCUCAUCUUAGAUAUCAGAAACUCACAAAAUCUCUCACAAUGUGUAUUUGGUUUGUGUACGAGCACAUUUUAAUAAUGUACUUCCAGUGGAAUUGUUACUUUUUUAACAUGACUCGAACUGUUAACCUGCAUUGUAUGUCAAUACGUUUUGUUGCCUUCCUUUGAAGUCAUUCAUUUAUCAUGUAUUUUUAUGCACACCCCAGACUGUAUUCAAAUUAAAUUUCAUUUUCAAUUCCAUACAUGUGUUAAUGCCUUUUUCAACAGCAUUACACAUUUCUCUAGGAUUUGAAGGUAUUAAUUUGAUCACUGUACUGGACUGUACUCUAUUGUGACAUUCACAAAGGCACAAAGCACUAAUUUGUAUCUGAUUACAAUAUUAUCACAGAAUGUCACAUUACAUCUUUUUCCAAAAUGUAACUUUUGUCAUAAUUAAAGCCCACAGAAUAUUUUAACCCCAUCAGAGAAAGAUAGCAUUUCAUAUAAACCAGUGCAGCAGAUCCUAAACACACCAUUGUUUCCAUACAGCAGGUCUAACACGGAAGCCAGUGUUUGCAGCACAUACACAAGAUUGAAAUACUACAAUUUAAUCAUAUGACACGGUGACCUACUUGUAACGCAGUGUAACACAAAAACAAGCUUCAGGUUCAACUCACUAAAAAGGAGUUCUUUUCUUUAAUGCACAACUUUUGUUCUGCAAGUUGUCCUUGAACAUAAACUAAAAACUUUUCUGCAUUUUUUGUCAAUUGUUCUUGCAUUACAAGUAGCUAUAUACAAGCAAAAACGUAAUGUUUUUACAAUUCUGCAAGUCAUUUCAGACACAAUCAUGAAUUCUUUACUGUUCAAGACACUUUUCCCACCUUAAUUUGUACGUAUGGUAUGUGUGAAUGUUUUUUACUUUAUCAGCAUGUGCUUCAUCACCACUGGUUCAAAAAAGCUUGCUGAUGGUUGUGGAAGCUGUAUGAAAAUCUGCUUUUCAUUCUGAACAAACAAUUCUACACACACUAUCAGAUACUCACGGCUCUCAAAUCUGAAAAGAGCAUGCACCGGACACUAUGAAUAUUAAUUAGGACAUUACCCUGCUUUCAACAUGUGACUAAUGAUUUUUUUUCCAAGACCUCAGGUGUUUAAGAAAUUAGGUAUAUGCACUCUAGACAGUAUCACAAACUUAAAUGAAAAGUCCAGAAUGUAAAAUGAACCAAUUCUGUACCAUGUCUACAGACAGAGUAAAUUCAAAACUAAGCUUGAAAGUCAAGGU
Messenger RNA from Megalops cyprinoides (Indo-Pacific tarpon), 3433 nucleotides. RefSeq names its product E3 ubiquitin-protein ligase RNF13-like. The transcript is spliced from 10 exons. NCBI's taxonomy places the organism in Eukaryota, Metazoa, Chordata, Actinopteri, Elopiformes, Megalopidae. The record is from RefSeq and is a predicted model, not a curated record. Bases 198 to 1349 code for a protein of 383 amino acids. Gene Ontology annotation, molecular function: ubiquitin protein ligase activity. Gene Ontology annotation, biological process: protein ubiquitination; positive regulation of DNA-templated transcription; ubiquitin-dependent protein catabolic process. Gene Ontology annotation, cellular component: cytoplasm; nucleoplasm.